Molecule: messenger RNA, 213 nt
Organism: Laccaria bicolor S238N-H82
Lineage: Eukaryota; Fungi; Basidiomycota; Agaricomycetes; Agaricales; Hydnangiaceae
Product: G beta-like protein
Exons: 3
Coding region: 1-213 (70 amino acids)
Molecular function (GO): protein binding
Source: RefSeq, a predicted model, not a curated record
AUGAAUUCAACCACCAUCCCUACGUGCAAGCAAACACUCACUCGCCACACUAAUGCGAUCAAUACCCUCCAAAUAAGCCAAGAUGGCUCAAGGCUUCUCAGCAGAGGCGAUGAUUGUCUUGUUAUAGUUCAGGCCAAUAGACGCCAAAUCACACAAACACACACUCCCGCUCACGGGAAUUCGGGGAGAACUAGGUGUUGCACCUGCAAUUGA